Molecule: messenger RNA, 1638 nt
Organism: Trichogramma pretiosum
Lineage: Eukaryota; Metazoa; Arthropoda; Insecta; Hymenoptera; Trichogrammatidae
Gene: Samtor
Product: probable methyltransferase BMT2 homolog
Exons: 3
Coding region: 102-1151 (349 amino acids)
Biological process (GO): negative regulation of TORC1 signaling
Source: RefSeq, a predicted model, not a curated record
UGAUGAACAGUUUACAUGGUUAACACAGGGGAUAAUCCAGUUGCAAGUGAACAAAAUAAUAGGCCCAGCUAUCAUUAGUGUUCAAAACAAUCGCAUCAAGUAUGGAAACAAAUUUAGAAAAAACAAUGUACAAUGUUGAAAAAACAGAAAAAAAGGCAACAGAGCAACAUAAAAGAUUGGCAAAUUUUAUCAAAGGAACUCAUGGCCAAUUGAGAAAUAAUUCUAAAAUUUACGGGGCAAUUGAAGCUUGGAAAAGACACAUAGCUGAAAAGGAAAAAUUAAAGGAAUAUGCAGAAUGUAUGCAUAAACUUGCUACACAACAUUGGACUCAAAACAGUACCGACCUAUCUUUAAAUUACUCAAGAAUCGAGUGGAUAAAAAACCAAAUUAAAAACUAUUUUUUAUACCAGGGAGUAGAAAAGUUUGAUAAUAAAGAAAUUAGUCUAAUGAAGAGUACAUUGCAAGAACAGGAAAAUAUUGAACUAAGAAUUAAAACAUCAUACAACUCAAAACUUGAUAUUCUUGAUGUUGGUAGUUGUUACAAUCCAUUUGAAAAUGAAAGUUUUUUCAACGUGACACCAAUUGAUAUAGCUCCAUAUUCUGAAGAUGUUAUAAAAUGUGAUUUCUUAAACUUAAAAGUUGAUAAUCAAAAAACUUUUUCCAAUGAUGGAGAACUUAUAGAGCUUCCUAAAAAUUCAUUUGAUGCUGUAAUAUUUUCUUUGCUCCUUGAGUACAUACCUUGUCCAAAAUUAAGAUUUUCAUGUUGUCAAAAAGCAUUUGAUUUGUUGAAAUAUGGUGGGAUAUUGCUUAUUAUAACUCCUGAUUCUAAACAUCAAGGAGCUAAUACAAAAAUUAUCAAUACAUCUUGGAAAGCUACGUUAUCAAAAGUAGGAUUCAUGAGAACGCAUUACGAAAAAUUACCUCACAUCCACUGUUUGAUUUUUCGUAAAUGCUUUUUUAAAAAAGCAGCAAUAAAACGUAUUGAUUGGAGAAAAAUUUGUCUGAAUGAUGAAGUGUUUACAGAAAAUAAAAUAUUCAUACCUCAAGAUUUUCAAUCUAGAACCGAAAAAGAUUCCGAUUCAAAUUCAAUUAAAGAGAGAGAUGACAAGAAAAUUGUAUCAUCAUUUAUGCAACUACCAUUCAAUGACUAGUUGAAAUAAAUGUUUUAAUUUGAAAUAAAUAUGAAUUAUUUUUAAAUUUCAUUUUUAGUCAUUAAAGUAACUUCGACCAAAACUUAUGAAAAACAACAUUUUAUUUUAUUAUCAGUCAUUAUAUUUUUACAAUCAUGAUAGUUAUAUUUGUAUAAAAGGAAUGAAAAAUUGGAAUCAUUUAGUAGCUACUAGAAUUAGAAUUAGACAAAAUAUCUUUUAAAAGCAUUAAAAGCACUUAAAAAAUGAAGGAAAAAUUUACAUUGUAAAUCAAGCUUUCCUGUACAUUGUUUAGCAAAAUGGUUAUUCAUUUAAAAUUGACAUAAGCCAUACAUUAACUACAAUAAACAAAAGCAUUUCAUAUUAUUUUUUCAUUUUACAUUUUUUGGACUGCUUAAAAAUAGAUUCGCAUGAUAAUUAAUGGUCAAGUCCUCAUAAAAAUUAAACUUAGGCUUAUCUUAAAAUUUUUAAGUUUCAACAAAAACGUUUC